GGAUCCAAGGGGCCCAUGUUCCAGCAUCCCCAAGCCCAGCAAGCGUGCGACCGCUGCCGGGCGGCGUUGGGAAUGGGAAAUGCGUGGGGCACGGGCCUCGGUCCGCCCUGGGUGGACCCGACCCCUCGCCACGCCUCCCGUGGCCCCAACCCCACUGUUGGGCUCCAGCACGGCUCGCAACACCCAGCCUGGAGCGGGGACGGAGGCCACGGACACCGGCGGGCGAUGGCAGGAAAAGCCCACAGGCUGAGCGCGGAGGAGAGGGAGCAGCUGCUGCCAAACCUGAGAGCCGUGGGGUGGAACGAGGUGGAAGGCAGAGAUGCCAUCUUCAAGGAGUUCCACUUCAAGGACUUCAACCGGGCCUUUGGCUUCAUGACCAGAGUGGCUCUACAGGCAGAAAAACUGGAUCACCACCCUGAGUGGUUCAACGUCUACAAUAAGGUUCACAUCACCUUGAGCACCCACGAGUGCACGGGCUUAUCCGAGAGAGACAUCAACUUGGCCAGCUUCAUCGAGCAGGUUGCAGCUUCCCUGUCCUGACUAGGGAGGGACACCUGAAGCCAAACAUCAGCUCUGCCGCAGCCACAACCCACGCCUCGCCUGGACGACUGCACCUCGAGCCUUCUCCCGCUUAUUCCAAGCUAGUGCCUAGCCCCAGGCUGCCUAAGCCCACACCGAGCUCCCUGCCACGCACAGCUUGGCGUUUCAGAGGGAUGGAGGCAGCCAGGAAGCCUCGCCACUUCCAUGCUUCAGCCCUUUACCUGUGCACUGCCCGCUCACAGCCUACUGAGCCUCGGGGGCUUUCAGUAGGCAUGCCCUUUCACCAGGAGCGAUGUUAAACUACUGCAGUAAAUCUUUCCAGAGCCUGACCCCAUCUGAUAUUGCUUCUUUUUUUUUUGUUAUUCUUUCUUUUUUGUUAUUCUCUCUUUUUUUUUGUUGUUAUUGCUUCUUUUGUACCAAAAUAUGCUUUACUGUUCACAAGGCGGUACAUGAACCCUUGGGUUUAUCACACACCAACAACUGUGAUGUGCAACGUGGUUAUUAAUUUAACCUCUCCCUGGCAGUAUUAUAAGCAGGUAUGUGAUCUCACCCCGAUUGUAACCAGCUUUUAGUAGAAAACCAACCGAAAGUGUUUACAAUAAAGCUCUUGGUUAACCUGA
This is a messenger RNA of Anas platyrhynchos (mallard), 1160 nucleotides long. It is a transcript of the gene PCBD1, whose product is annotated as pterin-4 alpha-carbinolamine dehydratase 1. The record is from RefSeq and is a predicted model, not a curated record. NCBI's taxonomy places the organism in Eukaryota, Metazoa, Chordata, Aves, Anseriformes, Anatidae. Gene Ontology annotation, biological process: tetrahydrobiopterin biosynthetic process. Gene Ontology annotation, molecular function: 4-alpha-hydroxytetrahydrobiopterin dehydratase activity.